AUGUAUUUCUUCCAGAAACUCGCCCUCCUGCUUCUCUCGGCGACAGCUUUGGCUGGAGUCAUUCCUUAUCAUAUCAGCAAAGACUUUGCAAAUCCCAAGUCAGGAGCAUCUGCACAUAAGACCCCAGAAAUUCACGCUCAUGAAGGGGGCGACUUCUUGAGUUUCCAGGGCACACACCCAGGCAAAGUUGUUCAAGGCGGUGUCGAGCUUCGGAUUCUCUCUGUUGGUGAUUCUAUCACUGUUGGAUUCGGGAAAGGGACAGAUGGAAAUGGGUACCGGAAGAGACUAGAAGAGGACCUACGAAAUGAGGUCGUUUGGGUUGGUACUGAGAAGACAAAGGGAGAUAUGAAAGACGGUCACUUCGCAGCUUGGUCUGGAAAAACAAUCAAGUACAUAAACGACCACAUUGAUCCAUCCCUUGAACAACGCCCCAACCUCAUCCUUAUCCACGCCGGAACAAACGACAUGAACAGUGACCACCGUAUUUCUACCGCCGGAAACCUCCCGGAAGAAGCUGCCAACCGUCUAAAAUCAAUUGUUGAAAAGAUGAUAUCUAAAUGCCCCGACGCCACUAUUAUUAUGGGCAUGAUCACCGAUGUUUGCGACAACAAGAGGUAUCAUUUUCAGAAAGAGAGGACAAAGAUUUAUCGGGGGCAUAUUGCUGAAUUGGCAGCUGAACUCAACGCAAACGGGCCACAUGUACUUGCUGCUGAUUUUGGCCCUUUUGAUGAUAGGCUUUUGAGUGAUUGCGUUCAUCCGACUCAGAAGGGGUAUCAGGUUAUGGGCGAUUGGUGGUAUGAUUUUAUUCAUCAGAUUCCUGAGGGUUGGAUUAAGGAUCCUCAACUCUAUUGA
Fusarium redolens is the source of this 852-nucleotide messenger RNA. Its product is annotated as SGNH hydrolase-type esterase domain-containing protein. The record is from RefSeq and is a predicted model, not a curated record. Lineage: Eukaryota; Fungi; Ascomycota; Sordariomycetes; Hypocreales; Nectriaceae. The coding region runs from base 1 to 852 and encodes 283 amino acids. Gene Ontology annotation, molecular function: phosphatidylcholine lysophospholipase A1 activity. The transcript is spliced from 3 exons.